Molecule: messenger RNA, 3366 nt
Organism: Gymnogyps californianus (California condor)
Lineage: Eukaryota; Metazoa; Chordata; Aves; Accipitriformes; Cathartidae
Gene: RGSL1
Product: regulator of G protein signaling like 1
Exons: 22
Coding region: 1-3366 (1121 amino acids)
Source: RefSeq, a predicted model, not a curated record
AUGACGGCCACUGCAACCCUGGCCUCCAUGGACAUGGGGCUUCUGCUGAGAGAUGAUGUUUUUGUCGACUUUUUCAACACGUUUCUGAAUCUACCCGUUUUUGGCCAGACACCCAUUUACAUCAGCAGCACGGGCCGGUGGGACCUCUGGCCAGAGCUGCCGAGCCGCCUGGAUCCCAGCCCCUCGGCUUUACUGGCUUGGCUGGAAAAGCACCGGCUGCCUCACUUCUGCAAAUCCAGCCUGUGCCUCCACCUCGUCCUCUGCCAGAAGCUCCUGGGUUUCAUUCGGUCGGGGGAAGCAGCAAAGCUCCUGAACUGGCAAAGUGCUGACCGGUGGCUGCUGGAGAAGUGCAUCAGCGGGAGCCAGGGCAUGUGGCGCUUUCGGGCCUUCAUCCAAGGAAUGGCAGGGGAAGAACUGACCAACUUCUGGCUCACCACGGAAAGGCUCCUGGGGCUUGACGAGUCGGACGCGAGGCAGAGGGACCUCUACCUGUCCUUGCUCCACAGGCUGAAAGCCACUCACCUGCGUGAAGGCUCCAGCGUCGUCACUCUCUGCAGGACCAUAGCUGGGUUGCUGCCGAAAGCCAGGCACAUUCAGCUGAUCAGCACGAAGAGGGAGAUCCUGAGCAAGAUGCAGGAACGGGCCCUCUUUAUGAUUCAGAGUUACUGGCUCCCUAAAUUCUUCAUCCACUGCAAGAAGGGCAUGGAGGAAGAGAAAUCAUGCUGGCCUCUGCUGCAGGAAUAUCAGGAGCGUUUAUUACGUGCCAACUCGCAGGAGCCCUCAGGCUUUUCGGAGAAUCUCUUCACGAUGCAUAUUAAAAGGAGCCAGGGUUUGUCAGGGCCCUACUGCAGCAUGAAGGCCAAAGUGGAGAUCUGGACUCUGGUCAAGGAGGGAAGAGACACCCAAGAAACAAAGAUGCCCAGUUUUCAGGUGCAACCAGAAAGGCAGCCGGGGCCAGCUGGGAGCACAAAGGAAUCACGUCUGGAUAAGGAUGCUUUGGGAUCCAUUCCUCAGCAGUCAAAGCAUCCUGCAAACACUGCCUUUGGAGGCAAAGGAGGAGCAACCUCUCCCAAAAGACCAAGACCCAAUGCAGAGCAGGUCCUUCAUCUGGAAGACCUGUGUGAAGAGGAAGUCCCCUCUAACCUGCGUUCCUCUGCAUCCCUUGUCCAGCUGCCAUCCCUGAAACAGCCGGUCAAGACCUUGAGUUUCCUUGCCUGGGCCCUCAGUGCUGAGACCUGUGCGGGACGACCCUUCAGGGACUUCUUGAAGCACCAGGACCGGUCCGUGGAGACUCGUCUCCUGGACCUGUGGCAUGACCUGGAGGAAUUUCUGCCCUUGGCGCUGGACCCCAGCAAAGAAAACAGUUUUUUCCUGCGUCAUUUGAUCGGGGAGAAGAUAUGCCAGACCUACCUGGAGGAGGGCACCAUUCAACAGCUUCCCUUGGAGAUGAGGACUCUCAGGAGCUUGCGGGACCAUCUGAUCUCUGGAGAAUUCUCCCCCUGGAUAUUCAGGGCCCAGAAGGAGAUUUGCAAGGUGCUCUGCUGCUUCUACGAGGAAUUUCUGGCUGACGAUGACAGGACGUUCCUCCAGUAUAUGUCUCUGCGGAGUGAUGUCCCAAUGCCCGAGAUGCAAAGCCAUGCUGUUGGGAAAGAUGAAUGUUUCCUCCUGUCCCAGCGGAUAAACGAGUCCUUGAAGCUGAGCCAGGCCUUGCAUGGCACGAGGAACUUGGAAGGUCUCUCCUCCAAGCCCUGGCAAUUAAUUGCCUCUCAGGACCUCCGGAAAGGGGGUUCCAUCCAGGCAGCGGUGGAAUCUCUCCUGUGCAGCACCGACUUCCAGAAGAUGAUGUCAAAUGAGCUGGAUGUUCAGAAACCCUCAUUGGCUGUGGGUAGCCCAAGGAAGGAAAAUGAGCUUCUGUAUCUCAAAAGCCCAUCACUUGCUGUUGAACCCGAGAACAGAAAGAAGAGGACUGAUCCUGUGAGAAAAACCAAAUCAAGCGCGACAAAGUCCACCACUGUUGCAGUAGAGAAGCCAUCUAGAAGACCCAGGCACUUUGUGAAAGUACUGCACAACCCUGCCCACCUGCAGUUCUUCAAGCAGUUCCUCAAGGAGCGCAACGCAGAUGAACCACUGCGUUUCUGGAUGGCCGUGGAGAGGCUAGUCGCAGAGACCAACCCCAAGACGAAGAGCUUCCUCAUUAACAGCAUUGUCAGAAAUUAUUUCCAUGCCGAAAUCCCAGCUGAGGAGCAACUGGACUGCCACACUUCUAUCAUCAAAGAAAUAAAUGAGGCCGAAGCAGUCAGCCCCUUCAUGUUGAUGACAGCACAGAUCUUUGUUCAGAAAGCAAUGGAAAAACGAUGGUUUAAAGAGUACCAGGACCUGUUCCCCCCGAGCGAGACGCAUAAGUCUAACGUUUGUUUGCAGCAUGGGAUGGGGAACUUCAUGACAGACAAGCUGCGGUGGGCCUGGUAUGCCAUUCACGACAUCGUCAGGAGCAUCUGCAAGUUCCGGAGGGAGAUGCACAAUGACAAAUGCCGUGUGGAGUUCGAGGACUUUCUCCGUCGGGAACUAGGAAAUGAGGAGGAAAACUUGCCCGUCAGCUCGAUGCAGAGCAGCAGCACCGUGAGCACCUUCCGCUCCCACACGGCCUCUGCCAGCACCCCACCGGACAAGGAGGUGGUACUAGUGAAACGCCGCCUGUUUAACAGCCAGCUCAUUACCGUCAACUUCCUCGUCGACGACCUCCGCUUCUAUCUGGAGAUCGACAAGUUUUCCAGGCUGGCUGAUUCAGUUGAAGCUCUGGCAGCCCACAACAUGCGGUCAGAAAAGGAAGUUGCUUUUCUCAAAAGGAAAGUUGCCAUCAUCAGCAAACUCUUCCUGAACUCCGAUAUUCCCCCCAAAUUGCGGGUAAACAUCUCUGAAGAGGAGAGAGAUUUAAUCUGGAAUUUAUCUUCCAAGGGGCUACUGAACCGUGUCCUCUACCACAGGGCCAAGGUCAUCAUCUUCCCCAUCCUGAUGCACUUCUGGAGAAGGUUCUGCACCUGGAAGGUGAUGAGGAGCUUUCGGGUCUCCGCAAAGGACAGGGUGCCAAGCUCUUUGCCCAGUACCAAAACCUCCUCUGAAUCAUCUGACAUUUACAGUCCAAGGAUCCAGGUCCUGCUGCCGCAGCCCCAGAAGAAAAUGGAGCCAUUGGAGGAGCGAAAAGAUUCAGAUAAAAGUCUUGAGAAAAGGCUGUCAUUCAGCAAGUCUGCCUCCUGUCCUGCAGAGCAGGUAAGUGGUCACAGAGACAGACAGACCUCUGAGGAAGAACAGACCUCCCAAAACACCGUCCAGGCUGAGCAGGACAGGAGUGUGCUCCAAGGAAGCUGA